UUACUAUAUAAUCACAAACAAAACAGGAUGUACAGCAUUUGUGUCCGGUAAAUGAUUUCAGAAAAGUGGUUAGAGAAAGUAAUCCAUAUUAUUGAAGUGCAACCUUUGGAACUCAUUGGGACUCGACAGGCACAGAAAACAGAGGGGUUGUGUGUGUGUAACCAACGAUGACUUCCCAGUCGCUGCCACCUCAAAUAGAGCCAGUCCUGAACAACGUUGAAAAUAGAAGAACCUCAAACAAGACAACAGAAAUCAGCAAAGUUGACUUGCAUGCCAGGGGCCAAUGGGCCAGCAAAUCUGAGUUCCUUCUUGCCGUGGCAGGCCAGAUCAUUGGCCUGGGGAACGUGUGGAGGUUUCCGUACUUGUGCUACAAGAAUGGAGGAGGUGUGUUCUUUGUACCUUACCUUUUGUUCCUGGUGCUGUGUGGCAUUCCUCUGUUCCUCCUGGAGACAUCUCUGGGCCAGUACACGAGCCUAGGCGGUGUCAGCGCCUGGAGAACCAUUUGCCCAAUAUUAGGAGGGCUCGGCUAUGCAAGCCAGAUGAUGAUCCUGCAUGGAUGUGUGUACUACAUCGUCAUACUGGCUUGGGCUCUAUUCUAUUUGUCGUAUAGUUUUCAGGAAGAACUGCCCUGGUCACACUGUAAUAACUCGUGGAACACUGAUGCUUGCUUCAUGUAUGACCAUCGUAACCAUACAGCCAAUUUAAGCAGCCUGCCUGAGAACACCACGUCACCUAUCAUGGAAUUUUGGGAGCGAGAGGUGCUCCAACUUUCCGAUAGCUUAGACGAGCUUGGUCCUAUAAGCUGGAAACUUGCACUGUGUCUUGCCCUUGUCUGGUUCGUCUGUUACUUCUGCGUGUGGAAGGGUAUUAAGUCCACAGGAAAGGUUGUGUAUCUCACAGCCACCUUUCCAUAUGUGAUGCUGUUUGUUCUGCUGGUGCGUGGUGUCACUUUGCCUGGAGCAGCCCAGGGAAUCAUCUACUACCUCAAACCUAACCACACUCGCUUGGCAGACCCGCAGGUAUGGAUGGAUGCAGGCACCCAGAUCUUUUUUUCGUAUGGAAUCUGUUUGGGGAGCCUCACAGCCCUUGGCAGUUACAACAAAUAUAACAAUGAUUGCUACAAGGACUCGUACUUUCUGUGCCUCCUGAACAGUAGCACCAGUUUCCUUGCAGGGUUUGCCAUCUUCUCAGUGCUUGGCUUCAUGGCAGAGGAGCAAGGAGUGGACAUCGCCACUGUGGCUCAGUCCGGGCCUGGCCUGGCCUUCAUCGCCUUCCCCAGAGCUGUAGCCAUGAUGCCUAUUCCUCAACUCUGGGCCAUCUGCUUCUUCCUUAUGAUCAUCAUGCUGGGGCUGGACACACAGUUUGUGAGUCUAGAGGCGUUGAUGACAUCUGUGACCGACUUGUACCCCCAUCUGAUCAGACGCGGCUACCGCAGAGAGCUCCUGCUGCUGUUUAUCUGCGUUGUAUGCUUCUUGAUCGGGCUGAUUAUGGUGACGCCGGGUGGUCUGUAUGUGUUCCAGAUAUAUGAUCAUUUCUCCUGCAGUGGAGCCAGCUUAUUACUUCUCUCCAUCUUCCAGUCUAUUGCAAUUGGCUGGAUCUAUGGUGCCGAGCGCUUUUGUUCAAACAUUAAGGACAUGACGGGUCACAAUCCCCUGCUUGUCUUCAAGCUGUGCUGGAAGUAUCUGACGCCAGCCGUGUGCACAGCUACCUUCUUGUUCUCCUUGGUCUGUUGGUCUCCAUUGAGCCUCGGGAAAGGCCUGGUCGCUCCAAGUUGGGCAACAGCACUGGGCUGGCUCCUCACCUUAUCCUCUGUGUCUCUGCUUCCAAUCUGGGCCAUCUAUGCACUCGCCAUGACGCCUGGCACCCUCACACAGCGUUUUCACACCCUGUGCAAACCCACCGUAAAUUCUCCACAUCCCGGCAUCCUGGCCGAAUACAGAUCUGCAGUUCCCCUCAGCGAGAAGCCAAGGAAAGUAGUUGACGACGUCAUUUGAAACGACGUGGCUAAGCAUCGAUUUGUGAUGCACUGAAGCUAUCCAGAUGUGAUCAAAAAGGGUGGACUUGCUUUGGAUCUAUGACCUCUCCAGCUAUGCACGCCAAGCAAAUACAGUUCAAUUUGUUAUGGUAGAAUUGUUAUUUGAUUCUUUCUUGACGGUACUUUUCGGUGCAGGAUUCUCAAUGAUAAAUGUUUACAAUACCAGUUUACUAAACUUUACGUUGUAGUUGUGGUGGCUACAAAUACUACGGUUCAGUGAUGAGUUAAUAGUCUUCACUUCUGCACAAAUCAAAUCCUCUUAUGUUUCCUGUUAAGGGAAUGGCGGGAUGUUAGCAUCACUGUACUGUCAUGUUUUUUUUUUUAUUAUUAUUAUUGAACAAAUUGGUGGGUAACACUCUUGCACAGCUAUGAUUUACAUGGCACAUUGUAGUUAUUGCCAUAUUGGCUGCAAGCUCAGCAGUUGAGAAUCAGAUAAAUCGAUUUUAGGACACAACAACAAAUCAUUUCACUGUCUUUUCUUGACCUCGAUUGUAUCUUAACAUACAAAGUAUGCAUUGCUUAUUAAUUCUUUGGGUUCAUUUCUACAAAUUUGGUUGUGAAGUGGGAAAUGAUGCCGCCAAAAAAAUCCUUGACUUUACAUAUCAACAGUGUCUAUUUAAAAAUUGUGUCUCCUCCUGUAUUUGAUCAUUUGUUAAUUGUGUCUAUGUGUGUCCUGGCUGGCAUCCAGUUUACAGUGUACCCCGCUUCGGCGCCGACUGACCAAAGUCGUGAGCGGCUCAGGUAGUGGCUGAAUGGAUAAUUUUGUUCCACAUAAAUGUGUGAGGGGAAAACUGUGAUUGUAAAAUAUGUGAUUCCUAUUCAAUUGGUAUCACUCAAGAGGCAGCUCAUAGCAAAACUUUCUGUCAUCAUUAUUAAUUAAUACUGUACUGUAACCAAUUGUGACUUUGCAAAGUAAUUGUACUCCAAUUAUUUCGCUGAGACAUAAAACCUAGUUGCAAUAUUAGGGCAAGAUAUUUCUGGCAUGAUUGAUAUUUACUUAGCUGCAUACACGAUGUGAAUAAAAAAGUGUGCACAUGUUCUUUUA
Messenger RNA from Syngnathus acus (greater pipefish), 3080 nucleotides. Its product is annotated as sodium- and chloride-dependent GABA transporter 2-like. Gene Ontology annotation, cellular component: membrane. Lineage: Eukaryota; Metazoa; Chordata; Actinopteri; Syngnathiformes; Syngnathidae. Gene Ontology annotation, biological process: sodium ion transmembrane transport. The record is from RefSeq and is a predicted model, not a curated record. Bases 168 to 1994 code for a protein of 608 amino acids. The transcript has 15 exons.